Messenger RNA from Gekko japonicus, 1219 nucleotides. It is a transcript of the gene NRL, whose product is annotated as neural retina leucine zipper. The record is from RefSeq and is a predicted model, not a curated record. Gene Ontology annotation, cellular component: nucleus. Gene Ontology annotation, biological process: regulation of transcription by RNA polymerase II. Bases 74 to 871 code for a protein of 265 amino acids. The transcript is spliced from 3 exons. Gene Ontology annotation, molecular function: DNA-binding transcription factor activity, RNA polymerase II-specific; RNA polymerase II cis-regulatory region sequence-specific DNA binding. Lineage: Eukaryota; Metazoa; Chordata; Lepidosauria; Squamata; Gekkonidae.
GCCACCCUCCCCUGGCGGUGGUGGCGCACGGGGGCACGGCAGGGUUGGAAGGUCAACAGCUGGACUCGGGGAGAUGGACACGCCGGCCAACAGGAUGAACGCCCUGCCGCCCAGCCCCCUGGCUCUGGAGUAUCUCGACGAGUUUGACUUGCUGAAGUUCGAGGUGAAGCAGGAGGCCGCCAGGUUGGGCGGAAGCGCCUCGCUGGACUCCACCCCCUGUAGCUCCGUGCCCCCCUCGCCCACCUUCGACAAGACGGGGGACCCCAAGUCCACCCUGGAAGAGCUGUACUGGAUGGCCACCCUCCACCAGACCUUGGCGGCGGCGGCGGCAGGGGGCAGCCCCGAAAGCCAGCUGGUGCCGGCCUUUGAUGAAGCGAUGGAGGCCCUCUUGGGGGCGCCCCUGGCGGACGGCGGCCUCCGUGGGGUUGCCACCCCCCAGCUGCAAGGCUUUCUGGGAACCGCCGAGGGUCUUGCUGGAGAACAGCAGCAGCUGCCCCUGCUUUCCGACCGCUUCUCCGACGCCCAGCUGGUCUCCAUGUCGGUACGGGACCUCAACCGGCAGCUCCGCGGCUUCGGCAAGGACGAAGUGCAGCGCCUAAAGCAGAAGAGGCGCACCCUCAAGAACCGCGGCUACGCCCAGUCCUGCCGCUACAAGCGGGUGCAGCAGCGCCACGUCCUGGAGGCCGAGAAGUCCCAGCUGGCCCAGCAGCUUGAGUCCCUGCGCGUCGAGAUGGCCCGGGUGGCCCACGAGAGGGAUGUGUACAAGGCUCGCUGCCAGAAGCUGCUGGGGGACACCGCGGGGGGACACUACGGGGAGGGGGCGGAGCCUCCCACCCCGCAACCUACACCACUGGGACAGUUUUUUCUAUAAAUGGCCCGCAGCGUGCAAUGGACGGCGGGAGUGGAGCGGGAGAUGGUGGCCAUCCGCCGUGGACAGAUGAGGCGUUUCCCCCUUUCACUCCACCGGAGGGCGACAUAAACCAAGGCUCCCGAUAGGCUCCUCCCCCCUUUCCACUAUCCAAACCUCAAGAAAGCUAGGCCAAAAAAAGCGUCACCGUGAGCACGUCCACACGACAAACACCCGUCGGUGCUAUUAACCGUUUCACUGUCAUGGCGGCCUCUCCAGGAAUUCUGGGAACUGUAGUUUGGGUGAGGAAACGGGAAGGUUCCCUACUCCGUCACUAAGAAACAAACUCCCCAUGGUUCCCGGGGGGGGGGG